Molecule: messenger RNA, 3497 nt
Organism: Seminavis robusta
Lineage: Eukaryota; Bacillariophyta; Bacillariophyceae; Naviculales; Naviculaceae
Source: the annotation of a GenBank genome assembly
CACUGCUCCUUUCUGUUCUUCACGGGGAAGAAUCUGUCACCGUCUGUUUUCAACCAUAUGCCCAAAGACGUCCAGAGUCCAGAGAGCACUGUUGCUUUAACCAAGUAUGGCAACGGAAAGGUCGUUCUUACGAUGGGGCCCCCGCUCGCCCCUGGCCUGGUUCUGGAUAAAUACCCCUUUCCAACCCUGUUUUUAUUAAGACUCCAAGAGUGGCACCAAAGGGCCACGAAUCAUCUGUGCAGUUUGCUUGAGAUUUUGCAUCCAUCCUGUGAAGCAAACUGCCAAGUGUUUGAUGCAUUGCAUUGGAUGCAAAAAUCGCUUGUCUGACACCAUGAAGUGUCUCACAACAUUAUUCAGUUCAAAAAAUCUGCCUCGGAGUUGCAUGAAUGUUAUUGCUGAUGAGGGAGUGCCGGUAUUGAGAUGAACUGGUGGCCAGCGCUUUUAGCUGGUAGAAACUGAUUGUCCAAAUAGCAGUAGGGUACCAGUACAGUACAGGGCACCGCGCGCAAGAAUUGUCCCAUUACAAUCCAAUAGUCUUAUAUCGAGGGUGGAGUGUACACGUACCGUAAUGAAGCCGUACAGUAUGUACAGGCACGAGUAACCUUGAGACCUUGAGUGCUUGACACUUACCGGUAUGUACGUCUGGACACUUGAGUGCCUGAGUGUCGACGUGUCGACGAGUCGACUGACUCGACUCAGUGACUCCAUCUAUCCGUAAAAGUUAUCUCCAGCUAGCUCCACCGAAUAACCACGUUCUCCAUGCAAUUUGCAAUUGUCUGCAUCUCUUUUUCUUUUUGUCACACCUCUCCCUUUUCCCUUUCCCCUCCACCCUCCACACGUUGUGGGACUGAAGUGAGCCCUCGAACAACAAAGAGUUGUCACUGUCGAAAGAAGGCCACUCUAGUAGUCCACCAUCAAGCGCUGCAUGCAACCCUUUCCCAGGGAAGAGCACUGGUACUGUACCGCAGAAAACAACCAACUGAACAACCCAGUGUGUCGGAACGUCGGAACAUCUUGCUUUAUCUCCGCAACGACACUUUGGUGCUCAUAGAUCGAUAGAAGCUGCAUUCAAUUCAACGAUUCGAUUCGAACGGUCCUGGUCCUGUCCGCACCAACAUCACACCAUGACAACGACGAUAUCUCCAUCUGCCAUCCAAUCAGUCGCGGAGUCGGCGAACAUUACGCGCGUGUUCGUCGAGCUACCCCGCAUCGAGCUGAAAGACAUCGGCUGCAGGCUACCAAACUUGCAGCAACAUGAGGAAUCGCUGAAGGAUUACGUGUGGUCUCAUUGUCGGGAUCAGUUGUUAGACGCACUCCACGUAGAAAUGGUGUCGGCGGCUGCCACUCCCAACAACUGCAAACCCAAGGCCAGUGAUUCUCCUAGUAGUAGCAGUUCCAUGGCUUCUAUUUACAGUGCAGUGACUUCUAUUCACAGUGCCGUCUUGGCCAACACGGUACACAACAACAUCCACUCCGUUGUCCAGACCAAGAACGGCGCAUCGCCGCUCUUUCGAGUGUGGGCUCCAAAGAAACAGCAACAACAGCAGCAGCGGCAAAAAUGCUGUGGCUGCCAGGAGAAGAUUCAGCAACUCGAACAAGCCAACGCCCGGUUGACACGGACACAACAACGACAACUGAGACACUUUGCCUGUGCCUCUCACGAACUGAGGACUCCCCUCAACUGCAUCAUUGGAUUGACCUCCUUGCUACAAACCACCGAGAUGAAUCCACUGCAAGCCGAGUCAAUGCAGUUGAUCAGCUCCAGUAGUGAACUCCUCUUGACCGCAGUCAAUGAUGUGCUCGAUUACUCCAAGCUAGAAUCGGGGCAUGUGGAUGUGUCCUUGAAGCCAGCUAACCUUCAAGAGACGCUAUUGGGCGUAGUACAAGCCAUGGAACUCAAGCAUCACAACUCAUCCAUCAAGGUUCGAACACACUACUCGCCGCAGCUGUCGCCUACUUGGACCACGGAUCGUCUCAGAAUGCAGCAGAUCCUGUUCAACCUGUUGGGCAACGCGUUCAAGUUUUCUCCUUCCUAUUCCAAUGUCGAUCUCAAGGUCGAGAUUGGAACCCCGGGAACUCCCAGCGUGCCAUCACAUGUCACACAACCCAUCACUGGACCUUGUGUCUUGAGGUUUGUGGUCAAGGACUAUGGAUGUGGUAUUGCUCCAAAUGCCCUACAAACUGUGUUCCAGCCCUUUGUACAAGCCGGAGAAGACACCGCCAAGAGCUACGAAGGAACCGGACUGGGAUUGGCUGUGACCAAGAAGCUGGUGCAGGCGCUGGGAGGGUGCGUUUAUGCCAACUCCACCGUGACCGUUGGCAGUGAGUUUGUCGUGGAGUUUCCCUUUGACAAUGCCGACGAAUUCGAUGUCAAGGCACUGGGAGAGCGACUGACCAAGACGACCUGUCUCGUGGUGCCCGGACCCAACUUGCCUCCCACUCCCGACCUCGAGCAAUUGCUGGAAUCCUACCAAGUGCCCUAUCGAAUCUUGACGUCCAUGGCAGAUCUCGAUCGAAUUAAAUUGCAGCAACAGUCCGUGUCCGAUUUGUCCACGGGCUCGUCGUCCUGUGCAUCGGACGACAUUAUUGACAUUCCAGCAGAUCACACACUGGCAUGUUGGAUCGAUGAAGCUGUCUAUCAACAAGAUGUCAUGCAACGGUUCCAGCAAGAGGUGAAACGAGCCCAUUCAGCGUCAUUGCUCUGGACAGUAGGGCCGGAGUACACAGUUUCUGAAUCAUCCAAUCACUUUCGGAAUCUAUUGCAGAUCGUACCGAGCGUCUUGAUGCAAAGCUUGGUGGAUGCUGUGGAAGAAUCGGUGGCCAGCCACAUGCCAUCCUUGCCGGGUGGUGCACACCACCAUCACAAGUCCAAACAACAACGGCGGCAUUCGACUGGUACGUGUACCAUCGCCAAUCCACCCAAUGGCAACAAGAAGACAAAGUGUGUACAUGAUGAAUCACCCCCCGUGGUGACAGCCACAAUGGACAAGAAAGACGUAUCGAUACUCAUCGUCGAAGACAACGGCAUCAAUCAAAAGGUUCUUCGGGCCUUAUUGCGGAAGCUUGGAUUCACCAAUGUGAGCGUCGUCGACAAUGGCCAAAAGGCUGUCGAUGCGGUGGCCGCCAAUCACUACCACGUUGUUCUGAUGGAUGUUCUCAUGCCAGUCAUGAAUGGCCUGGAAGCAACACGGAUCAUUGUGGGACGACAAAGCGAAAAGAAACCCAAGAUUGUCUUUGUAACAGCCACAGUAGAUCGUGCUCUGGAAGAGGAAGCCACCAGGCUAGGCGCUUUCGGGUUCGUCCCGAAACCCUUCAAUCUGAAACAGUUGGAUGCCUGCAUGACCGAUAUCUGCCAAUCGAUACAGUCAUGAGGACUCCACGACGUGGAAAAUACGAGGAAGCUCGUGGAGGGGUGCGACUUUGCACAGCGUGGAGUCAGUAGCGAGACGCUUUGCCAAAUGUAAUACUUGUAAACGAAAUAGAACUUGUACAGUACC